This is a messenger RNA of Rhododendron vialii, 2888 nucleotides long. Its product is annotated as probable amino acid permease 7. Bases 1423 to 2715 code for a protein of 430 amino acids. Lineage: Eukaryota; Viridiplantae; Streptophyta; Magnoliopsida; Ericales; Ericaceae. The transcript is spliced from 8 exons. Gene Ontology annotation, cellular component: plasma membrane. The record is from RefSeq and is a predicted model, not a curated record.
UACCCAUCUCCGUUUUCUCGCUUUAUGGCUACGCCAUGCCCAUCAGUCCUUUAAGUCAACGUUUCAAGCAAAGAAGCAGAACUUUCCAUGAUUGAUGCGUUUAGUUAUGAGUGAAUUGUAAUCUUCCAGUUCUUUUGAGAGAGAGAGAGAGUAAUGGGUGGUGAAGAAGGAGAAGAACGAGAGUCUCCAUUGAUAUCAAGUGUCGGUGACCCUGCAGAGGAGCCUUUCAAAAGAACUGGUAAUCUCUGGCUGUCCUGAGAGAUGAAAACUCUUUGUAUUUCUCUCAAGGCAAACCUGAUAGAUAACUGCAGCAAAUCCCAUACCAAGGAUGGAUGGUUGUACCGUACAGAAAGAAGUCGCACCUAGCCUGACCUAGGUGACUGAUGGCUCAACCUAGUUCACUUGAUCAUGAGAGGGGUUUCCUACUUGUGUUGCAUCUAUGAUCUAUCCAUGACCAUAGCCCAGAUCCUCGCAGAUUACGCACAUUCAGAAAGCAAGUGUACAUGGGUCUCCUUUUGCUUGUUUGCAGAACACACGAUCUUCUUCAAGAUUGAUUCCCCAGCUGAAGAGUCUGUCUCCAUUAGCCAAUUCGUUUUGUUUUUUUGCGUAAUCUAGAAUCAAUCCCAUCAACCACAAUCUUGGAUCAUGUGGCCACAACGUAAACCGGAGCCCCAUUCCACAGCUAUUUCCAAAAAGCUUUCGCUUGCAGAGAGGGCAGCCCAAAGUUUUUUUCUUUUAGUGGGAAGCAAACUAGUCUUGUGAUGGUUACCUCUGCCUUCCUUACCGCUUGAGCUAAUCCUUUGGGUUCUCCAGUAGCCAAUUUAUCUGACAAAAUAAACUGCAAAAUGAAUGACCAUUUAGGGACAUUACCUUAUACCGCUAUAUCAGACAAUAGGAUAUCUAAUAGCAGGCCGUGCAGUUCUAACAGAAUACACACCUUUACUAUUGGAAGCCAAACCACAGAGUGUGCAUUCUGUAGUCUGUACAUGAGGUAGGAAAGCAGCAGGGGUUUGCUCAAUGAUGCUUACUGCAUAUGGGCUUAUUUCCGCCUUGCGUAUUUAUCUUUUGCAAUCUUCAUUCAAUGACCAGAAUACGGUUCUUUUAUGUUGCUUCUUUUAUGGGUUUAAUUUUUUCAAGUAUGAUAGGAAUGAUGAAAGUUGGAUGGAAAAUUAAUGUUUCAUUUUGUGGGCAUCACUAUACCAAUUCACGAUGAUACUCGUCAAAUCCUUUUUUUUUACCUGGGGGUUCGUAGUGUUGCGACGAACUACAAUACAGAAGGCUGUGUUUUUCCUGGUUAAAUUCUACUUACUUCACAUUCUUCAUUUCUGGGUGACAAACCUUCCAUUCCGCAACUGAGUUUCGCUAGUUAAUGUUUGAUGUGAAGUGAUGGGAUAGGCGCUGAUAUGGACAAUAUGGACGGCAAUGGCGCAUAUAAUAACUGGAGUGAUUGGGGCGGGAGUAUUGUCCCUUGCGUGGAGCACGGCUCAGCUUGGGUGGGUGGCCGGUCCUCUAACAAUUGUGGUUUUUGCAGCCACCACAAUCUUUUCUGCAAACCUUCUAUGUGACUGCUACAGAUCUCCUGACCCUGAAUGUGGGCCUGGUAGAAAUCGAUCCUACAUGGAAGCUGUCCAGUUGUACUUAGGGGAGAAAAGGAGACGAAUUUGUGGAGUGUUUCUACAAGAGAGCUUAUAUGGAGGUGGAAUCGCAUAUACUAUUACAUCUGCUGUCAGUGCAAGAGCUAUUCAAAAAUCAAAUUGUUACCACAAAGAAGGUCACGAGGCUUCAUGCCAAUAUGGGGAUACUACUUAUAUGCUACUUUUUGGAGCUGUUCAGAUAGUGGUUUCUCAGAUACCAGAUUUUCAUAACAUGGCAUGGCUCUCUAUUGUGGCAACAAUCAUGUCCUUCUCCUACUCUUUUAUCGGUUUGGGACUUGGCAUUGCAAAAGUUAUUGAAAAUGGGGUGAUCAGGGGGAGCGUUGGAGGAGUUUCAGCUGAUAGUAUAGCUGAUAAACUAUGGUUGGUCUUUCAAGCUCUUGGAGAUAUUGCUUUUUCCUAUCCAUAUUCGAUAAUUCUUCUGGAGAUACAGGACACUUUGAGAUCACCUCCACCAGAAAACCAGAACAUGAAGAAGGCCUCCACUGGUGCAAUCUUCAUUGCCACAUUUUUCUACCUCUGCUGUGGAGGCUUUGGAUAUGCAGCCUUUGGGAGUGAUACACCGGGGAACCUCUUAACAGGAUUUGGAUUCUAUGAGCCUUAUUGGCUCAUUGAUUUUGCCAAUGCUUGCAUUGUUGUACAUCUUGUUGGAGGAUAUCAGGUGUAUAGUCAGCCACUUUUUGCAUUUGGGGAAAGAUGGUUCAGCGAGAAGUUUCCAAACAGUGGAUUCGUGAACAAUUUCUACCCGUUUAAACUCCCAUUGGUGCCGGCUUUUCAGUUGAAUCCUUUUAGGCUAUGUUUUCGGACUUGUUACGUUAUAUCAACUACUGUAAUUGCAAUGAUCUUUCCUUACUUCAACCAAGUUUUGGGAGUCUUGGGGGCCUUGAACUAUUGGCCCUUGGCAAUAUAUUUCCCUAUGGAAAUGUACUUUGUGCAGAAGAAGAUUGGAGCUUGGACUACAAAGUGGAUUCUUUUUCAAACUUUUAGCAUGGUUUGCUUGCUGGUAUCCAUACUGGCCUUAAUUGGGUCAAUGGAAGGGCUAGUAGUUGCAAAAUUGAGCUGACACUCAUAGUAUAAAGCUUUCAACAAAGGGGAAUAGGAUGAAAUUCAUGUCAAAAUUUUCUUGCCAUAUUUAGCGGGAGGUGCAAGGCAAUUUAAUGUAUUCUUUCCAUAGAUAGCUUAAUUUGUAUAUGACGAGAUGUAAUAAAGGGUUUUUUUUACUGUAAAUAUGUUUUG